GCAACUUUUUAAAAAUUUGAGCUGAGCAACCCCCCCCCCCAAGCUAGGCAGCUAACAAGUCGAUCUGCUUGUCUGUCCCACGCCCCCUCCCUUUCUGCGGUUUCCCUCUUUGCCCAUCAGAGGAAGAAAGCAAGAGACACACAGAGGGAAACCGAGAGAGAGGCGAUGCUUCAGGAGGAUUAACUAUCCCCACCGAAACUUCCUGGGAGGAAGAGAGCAAGAGGAGGAGGAGAACAACAACAACAACAAGAAGAAGGGAGAAAUCCUCCUUGAUUUAGAUCCAGUCUUGCGCCUGGUUUCCAGAGUUGAAUGAGUGGCAAUGUGUAACAAAGCGCUUCUCGCCCUGCUGGUCUAUGGGAUAAUCAUGCACUGCAGCGUCUACUGCUCGCCUGCUGCUGGACUCCAAUACCCCGCGCUGAGUAGGCUGGAAGAUGAAGCGUACGACGAAGACGGCAACACCCUGCCCGACUACGCCUUCGACAGCGAGCCCCUCGGGAUAGCCGACCCUUCCUCCAUGCUGGACGACGUGUACACCUUGUAUUACCCACCGGAAAAGAGGCAUGCGGAUGGGAUCUUUAAUAAAGCCUACAGGAAAGUCUUGGGCCAGUUAUCGGCGAGGAAGUACCUUCAUUCUCUGAUGGCCAAGCGGGUGGGCGGAGCGAGCGGCCUGGAGGAUGACUCGGAACCGCUUUCCAAAAGGCACUCGGACGGCAUAUUCACAGACAGCUACAGCCGCUACCGAAAACAAAUGGCUGUCAAGAAAUACUUGGCAGCAGUCCUGGGGAAAAGGGUUGAAGAAAUUACUAUUCUCCAUUUGCUACUGUACAUAGACAAAGAUGCCCUGCUACAAGGGGAAUAUGAGGCUAUUGAUUUGGGAGAAUUACUGACGCAGUUCCUUGCCCCGGUGAGUCUCCUGUCAGGCUCCUUUGACACGUCCUCCCUCCUUCCCCUCUCCCUCCCCCCCCUUGCUAGAGAUGACAUUUCCCUGCUUUACUCUGACUGCCCUUUUUUUCUAUGUAUCUGGAUCUGCUCUGAGACCAAGUGAAGAACGGAGCCUGCAAGACUGUUUAAGGUGCAUCGGCCACCCCUCGCUCCAGAACCCCUCUCUCCUAGCCACUCCUCUCAAUUGGGGGCGCGCACGCAAAGGAGCGCCUCUCCCUAUCUGUUCGAGGCCGGGGGUAGGGGAGAGGGGAUGAAGGGUCAUGCCGAUCCGCCUUAGCGGUUGUGAGCAGAGAGGACCAGGGUCCGGUAGUUUAAGAGACGAUUGUAGUUCAGCAGGAUGCAAAUUGUCGAAAUAAAUAGUUGAGCCCCAAUGAGAAAUCCUGGAAGAGUUGUUCUUUCUGGUUUCUGGGAUAGCAGACUAAGAAGAGGGCCUGCUACCACGGGGGAAAGCGUUUCCCAUAUGCAGGUGUGUGUAUACACAUAUAGAUACACAAUGCACUGUGUAUAAAUAUAUACAUAUCUCACACUAUGCAUAUGUAGGGUCCAGACUUAGCCAUGCUCAGUCUAGAUCGAUGCGUCAACUCUAAGAACGCCUAAAUAUGGAUCCAACCCUGAGGUAGCCUCAGGAGUAAUAUGUUCGAUCCGUUAGGAAGUUCGGAGUUCAGAUCUAGGGCGGAAUAGAGAAGAAACGACCCCCUUAUCCCAUCCCUUUGGGUUUUGGACUUGGCACAGUCUAGGUUCUAGGAGUUAAAAAUAACCUGCCCCAUCAGGCCGGAUCUAUUCAUGCAGCAGACGGAGGUGAAACUCGUGAUGGCAAAGUGGACAAUAGCACUUCAGAAAGAAAGA
Messenger RNA from Lacerta agilis (Sand lizard), 1788 nucleotides. RefSeq names its product adenylate cyclase activating polypeptide 1 (gene ADCYAP1). The transcript has 6 exons. Gene Ontology annotation, cellular component: perikaryon; extracellular region; neuron projection. Gene Ontology annotation, molecular function: peptide hormone receptor binding; pituitary adenylate cyclase activating polypeptide activity; neuropeptide hormone activity. Gene Ontology annotation, biological process: positive regulation of ERK1 and ERK2 cascade; neuron projection development; neuropeptide signaling pathway. Lineage: Eukaryota; Metazoa; Chordata; Lepidosauria; Squamata; Lacertidae. The record is from RefSeq and is a predicted model, not a curated record. The coding region runs from base 320 to 1045 and encodes 241 amino acids.